Molecule: messenger RNA, 1239 nt
Organism: Aphanomyces astaci
Lineage: Eukaryota; Oomycota; Saprolegniomycetes; Saprolegniales; Verrucalvaceae
Exons: 2
Coding region: 101-763 (220 amino acids)
Source: RefSeq, a predicted model, not a curated record
CGAGCUUCAAUUGGGCCAAUCGAAUGCCGUCUGGCGUUGAAGAUGAGGCAGGGGGACACACGCAAUCCUGGUCGACGAACGGCAGACACCAACGAGACCCAUGCACGAGUCGCCGGCCGACGCGACGUGGGGGUACUACGACCUCCAUUCCACACCCACAGCGUCGCCGUACAUGUCUGCGAGGCGCCACUCCCGCCACGAGUCCCCGUCGUCGUCGUUCAAGCAGCACACCCGCGGUAGUCUGUGCUCGCCCCUGCCGCCGCCUCUCCGCACGAUCCGCCGCGUGACGUGUCUGCAUCAACUGGGCGGUCGAUCUCCGAACGAGUCGUUGACGAACUUGGACACGAGCUCAGGAAGCGGCGCGCCGACGUCUUCGACGAUGAUGAUGGUGCCGCCACUUCCCAAACACUCCCCGACGAUCCACAAAUGGAUCAGUCUGCCGCCGCCACCCCCUCCUCCUCCUCCUCCUACCAUACACCAAUAUACACCACAGGUGGAAAGCUCAGUGUAUAUGCGACACCGUCCUCCAAGUGCGAUGGACGGGUCGCCAACGCCGUUGCUGCUGAUGGCCAAGAUAGGAAUCCUGCGACAGAGUCACCGCACCGUCGUCGUGUCGUUGCAGCAUCAACAUCUGACGUGGCACGCUGUGGACGCGUCCUUUCGGCCUGUACACGGGUGUGUCAAGCACGACCUCGUCCUGACUCCCGGUACCACCUCCGUCCAAGCAGCCAAGAAACACUGGGCCAUCACCACCAGUAAGUAGGACACUUUGGCCUAUGUACUCGUUCAAGGUAAUGGAUGAUCAUGAUCCCUGUGUGUGAUAUCGGUAGAAAACACGUGCGUUCGAUUUGACUGCCCUAGCGCCGGAGCAUGCGCGGCCUGGGUGCGCACUCUCUUCCGCGUUCUUGAUGGACAUAGUUCAGCCAGUCCAGUGGACACACAUGCAUCCUUCCUUGGACCUACUAGUAGCAUCAUGCCAUCAACAUCGUCAUCGCUCUUGGCGUGGGUGACCACAUCCACAGCGCCCAUCCGCAUCACCACCUCUGUCAUCACCCCGCCUCGACGAAGACCCUUGGACGAUGACCAACACGACAGCUAACGAAGUACCCGUUUAUAUCACUGAUCUUUCUUUAGUUGGUUAAUGAUCAACUAACUACGGUAACCGAGACGGGGAUUGGAGUUCGUCGUCGGUACUUGUUUAUUACUCCGUACUAGUACACCUUUUUGCAGUUAAGUUGG